GGUCAAUUCAAUUGCCAGCCCGUAUAUAUAGACACGGUUGGACAAUCUAAAGGUAUCAGUGUGUAUCCAUACUGCAAAUUAGUAACGUGUGAUUGCAGUUUUCCAAAUCUAGAAUAAAAACCACUUUGAAAUGAAGUUGUUCAUCGCACUUUUCGCUCUGGUGGCUGUGGCCGCUGCCGUCGGUGACCAUUAUGUGGAGCACAAGCACAUUCCGAUCGUACACAGCGAGUUCGCUCAGAGCAACGACGGAAAAUUCAGAUACGCAUACGAAUCGGGCAACGGAAUCGUCGUCCAGGAGGAGGGUCUGGUCAAAAACUACGGCAACAAGGAUCACGAGAUGAACGUGGCCCAAGGAUCGUACUCGUACGUUGAUCCCAACGGCGUUCCCGUUUCCGUGAGCUACAUUGCCGACGAGAACGGGUUCCAGGUUCAAGGGUCGCAUAUUCCAACACCACCGCCACUACCGAAGGAGCUGGUUGAGGCUUACGCCAAGGUGGGCAGUCACCCGGAGGCUCACCAUGAAGAACCGCAAAGCUACAAGGGCCAUUAGCGAACAGAUCCGGUUGACGGAAAUGUGAAGUAAAUGUUUCAAAUUGUGAUAGCCUUUCAGAUCAUCUGCCAUUAUGCGGCAUAGUUUUUUAGUUUCAUUAUUCUGAUCUGUUUAGCCUAAAGAAGAGAUACACAAACGUGUGUAAUAUAAAAAAAAACUAGCGCCAUAAAAGCCAAGGAAUCUAAUAACCAAACCUUUCAAUACAAUAAGAUGAGUAAAUAAAUAUAAUUAU
Armigeres subalbatus is the source of this 782-nucleotide messenger RNA. Its product is annotated as cuticle protein CP14.6-like. Gene Ontology annotation, cellular component: chitin-based extracellular matrix. The transcript is spliced from 2 exons. NCBI's taxonomy places the organism in Eukaryota, Metazoa, Arthropoda, Insecta, Diptera, Culicidae. Gene Ontology annotation, molecular function: structural constituent of chitin-based larval cuticle. Bases 131 to 550 code for a protein of 139 amino acids. The record is from RefSeq and is a predicted model, not a curated record.